AUGAAGGAUUCAUCACGUUGCAACCUGAGGAUCCAGUCCUUUGUGGAAAGCAAUUUCCAAUUUAAAGAUUGUCUCUGCAUUGAUGACCUCUAUUGUACUGUUAACAAAUUACUUGGAAAAAAAUGCAGCAAUGAAUCAGAUACCAUGAAAGAAGAUAACAAAUCCAAGUGGAAUCUAACUACUCUUCCAUAUCAUGGAAUCAAAGGGAUCCGAUCCUGUUUGGAAGCGGCAGAGGCGUGUGUAGGGGAUGUGGUCUGUAAUGCACAGUUGGCCCCUUACCUCAAGGCUUGCUCAGCAAAUGGAAAUCUGUGUGAUGUGAAACACUGCCAAGAAGCCAUACGGUUCUUCUAUCAAAAUAUGCCUUUUAACAUUGCCCAGAUGUUGGCUUUUUGUGACUGUGCUCAAUCUGAUAUACCUUGUCAGCAGUCCAAAGAAGCUCUUCACAGCAAGCCAUGUGCACUGAACAUAGUUCCACCCCCUACUUGCGUCAAUGUAAUUCACAGCUGCCGAAAUGAUGAAUUAUGCAGGAGGCGCUACAGAACAUUCCAGUCAAAAUGCUGGCAGCGUGUGACUAGAAAGUGCUACGAAGAUGAGACCUGCAUUAGUACUGUAAGCAAGCAGGACCUCACCUGCUCGGGAAGUGAUGACUGCAAAGAAGCUUACAUCGGUACCCUUGGGACGGUCCUUCAAGUGCAGUGCACCUGUAGGGCCAUUACACAAAGUGAAGAAUCUUUGUGCAAGGUUUUCCAGCAUAUGCUUCAUAGAAGAUCAUGUUUCAAUUAUCCGCUCCUGUCUAAUGUCAAAGGCAUUGCACUGCAUAAAAGAAAACAUGAAAAGGGAAUCACUCUAAGUGGAUUUCAUCCCCCCUUCAAUGGAGAAGUAAUCUAUGCUGUCAUGUGCAUGACAGUCACCUGUGGAAUCCUUCUCUUGGCUAUGUUCAAGCUGAGAACCUUCAGAAUAUCAAGUCAAACAAGAGAUCCUUCACCAAUGCAAAUACCUGGAGGACUCAGGAUUCACCAAGAGUCACGGACCAUUAACUUUCUUUAAAGCAAGUCUUGAUAGCCAGUCCAUGGAAUAUCUUAACUGUCAUCAAUAAGCAAAAUGUUAAGGUGGAUUUAAUGAUGUUGGGUCGUUAAGUGUAAUGAUGUAAGGUAUAAUAAUAUGGCCUGAUGUUAGAUUUAUUUUUUCUUAAGAAAAUAUUCAAGUAUAAAUAUAUGUAGUAUCUUUUAUGACACUGGUACAGAAUUACAGAAUUGCCUUGAAGGCAAAAAGUAUUAUCCUAAGUUACAGUCUGCAAGAUUUGUUUCAUGAUAAAUUUGAAUCCAUAUAAUAGUAAUUAGUUGCAUCAUAAUAUGACAAAUUAUAGUUAGCAGAGUUUUUUCUUCUGAUCAAUUUUAUAAAUUCCCAUUAACUUGCCAAAAGCAAACUGCUACUAAAAACAUCCAGUAUAUUUGUUAUUUGUAUAUCCAUUUUCAAAUCAUUAGCUACAUCAUUAGCAUUGACUUUAAGUUUCUAAAGAUAUUUGGUUAGAUGAUUAGUCUUAAAAAUUGCAAGUGGUAUCUUUGGAUUUUUGUGAUUUAAAUACUGUUGAACUUUACUUUUUUAACUUGAUGUCUUUAUUUCAUACUCCAAAAGAUGUAAGGCAACCGCAUUGGCUGAAAAAUCAAUGUGCACUUCAAUAAUGAUAUAUUUUAUUUGUUAAUUUAUUUUUUCUAUGCCAAUUAUUAUGAACUUCUGCAAUAAUAAAGUAACUUCAUAAUUGUUCCUUUCUGUAUUGUUUCUAUAUUGUUACUCUUGGCCUGAUUUGACAUCAGAGUAUAAUUGUGAUUAAAAAAUUGUGGAAAAGAUGUUUAUUAGUUAAGUUUUUGAUACAUAUAUGCUUUUCAACUGUCUUAGCAAUACCCAUUGCUAAGAAUAAAUAUGAGCUUAUUUUAUCUAUAGUGGCACAGAGGUGCAAAUAUUAAAUAACCUGAGCGUACUAAUAAUUAGUGAUAUAUUUACAAUUAAAGGUCAAACAUUUUUUACCUGUUUGGUCUCAUGUCUAUUGCUGUUCACUAUGCUUCAGAUCAAAUUGUCUCCACU
This is a messenger RNA of Diceros bicornis minor, 2082 nucleotides long. It is a transcript of the gene GFRAL, whose product is annotated as GDNF family receptor alpha like. The coding region runs from base 1 to 1047 and encodes 348 amino acids. Gene Ontology annotation, biological process: nervous system development. Gene Ontology annotation, cellular component: signaling receptor complex; external side of plasma membrane. The transcript is spliced from 7 exons. The record is from RefSeq and is a predicted model, not a curated record. Lineage: Eukaryota; Metazoa; Chordata; Mammalia; Perissodactyla; Rhinocerotidae. Gene Ontology annotation, molecular function: signaling receptor activity.